Epinephelus lanceolatus (giant grouper) is the source of this 5388-nucleotide messenger RNA. RefSeq names its product glutamate receptor, ionotropic, kainate 4 (gene grik4). The record is from RefSeq and is a predicted model, not a curated record. Gene Ontology annotation, biological process: monoatomic ion transport. NCBI's taxonomy places the organism in Eukaryota, Metazoa, Chordata, Actinopteri, Perciformes, Serranidae. Gene Ontology annotation, cellular component: membrane. Gene Ontology annotation, molecular function: signaling receptor activity; ligand-gated monoatomic ion channel activity.
AAUCCCCUCUGACUGUGAGUGUGUGUACGCAAGAAAAAGGGAGCGAGACUUCGCCUGCACCUCAAUCUGCUCCGCAUCUUUCCACCGGACCGCAGUGGAUACAGCCGGCUGGAGGGGACUAGCACAUCUACAGCACAAGAUGUAAAGGAGGUGUUUGUUUUUUUGUGUGGUACAGAGCGUGUUUCACAGGUCCGUUUGUUUUAAGGAGCACAGCACAAAAAGCGAAAGCACUGCCAGGCUUUUUCUUUGCGCUCUUCCCUCACUGCUAAGUGGGGAUGCAGGAUACGCAGCAUCACCGGCAUCGUUAGAAUAAAACACCUUCGAGUUCAGCAGGCCGAUCAGAUUUCAAGGCAAGUGAGGGACUAAGGAGGAAAUAUAAAAGUCUCCACCGGUGUGAAAAGGACUGCUUGUCUUCGGAGGAUAAAGUGAGCAGGGGGUAGCUAUUUUUCCAACUAUUUGGGGAUGUGGAUGUUUUUCUAUUCUCCGGGCGCGCUAAUGCCCCAUAUAACAGGAAAUGAUUUGGCCAUCUAAAGAUCAAAUAUAACUGGACUGCUGUUGGUGUUAUCGUUUUAUCUGCCCAGCGAGUCUCGGUGUGUGGAGGGAGGCGCGGAGCAACAUCCAGAGAACUACACAGAGGGGGGGAAUUGAGUUACAUCGCAAUUACGCUUUUCUUGCAAAACGACGUAUUUCUGCGGGCAGCGGACACACACACACACACACACACACACACACAUACAUACACACACACACCAAAACCUGAGCCAAACUAACUGAGAAUUUAUUUCAGAGCUGGACAACAGGGAGCACACAGAUAACCAGUGUGUAUACGCAGCAGCGCAGCUUUCAAAGCCCAAACUCUGUGUGUGUGUACAUAUACACACUUGUGCGAGAGCCGGGGGCACACACACUAUAUAUGUGUAUGUGAGAUGAGGAGAAGCUAAGUGGCUACCACAACCAACCAGAUCAGAAGAUGGAUUAGAGCCCCACACCUCAGGAGAUCAAAGGUGGCUGUGACAGGGGCACCCCCGGGGCAGGACCCAUGAGGAGUCAUAGAAGAUGCUCACAGCCUGGGCGCUUCUGCUCUUCUUAGCCAUGUGGGUGAGAAGCACCUCUGGUGGCCCGCUCUCCUUCAGAAUAGCUGCCAUCCUUGAUGACCCUAUGGAGUGCAGCAGAGGAGAGCGUUUGGCCAUCACGCUGGCCAAAGACAGCAUCAACAGGAGCAGUAACCGUUCCACCACUGGCAAGCUGGAGGUGGACAUCUUUGAACUGCUACGAGACAGUGAAUAUGAGAUGGGGGAGACAAUGUGCCAGAUCAUGUCGAAAGGGGUGGUGGCAGUCCUCGGUCCCUCUGCCAGUCCAGCCUCCAACUCCAUCAUCAGCAAUAUCUGUGGAGAGAAGGAGGUACCCUAUGUCAAGGUUGCUCCAGAGGACAUUCUGAAGGUUCAGUUCCCCCGGUUUACCACUCUGGACCUGAGGCCAACUAACACCGACAUCAGCCUGGCUGUGGCCGGCCUUCUCACCUUCUUUAACAGCACCACCGCCUGCCUCAUCUGUGCACAGGCUGACUGCUUAUUGAACCUGGAGCAGCUCCUCCGGCAGUUCCUCAUCUCUAAGGAGACUCUGUCAGUGCGCAUGCUUGACGACAGCAACGACCCGACCCCGCUCCUGAAGGAGAUCCGAGAUGACAAGACUGCCACUAUUAUAGUCGAUGCCAAUGCCACCAUGUCACAUAUCAUUUUGGAACGGGCAUCAGAGCUGGGGAUGCUGUCAGUCUACUACACUUACAUCUUCACCUCUCUGGAAUUCUCUUUACUCCGACUGGACGACGUGGUUGACCAACGAGUCAACAUAGUCGGUUUUUCAGUCUUCAACAACACUCAUCCCUUCUUCCAGGAUUUUGUGCUAAGCCUCAACCGCUCCUGGCAAGAGAACUGUGACCAUGCACCCUUCGCUGGCACCCCACUCUCCUCGGCUCUGCUCUUUGAUGCGGUAUACGCGGUGGUGGCGGCGGUCCAGGAGUUGAACCGUAGCCAGAAUGUUGGCGCCACGCAGCUCUCCUGCAAGUCCUCCAAGAUCUGGGAGCAUGGCACCAGCCUCAUGAAUUACCUGAGGAUGGUAGAAUUGGAAGGUCUAACAGGCCACAUUGAAUUCAACAGCAAAGGUCAGAGGUCUAACUACGCCCUGCGGAUCAUGCAGAACAGCAAGGAUGGCCUAAGGCAGAUUGGCCUAUGGCACUCUGAAGAUGGACUGUCCAUGGAGAGAAAGCUUCCAUCAAUCAAUGUGACGGACACCCUCUUCAACACGACUCUUACCAUCACAACAAUAUUAGAAAAUCCAUAUGUGAUGCUGCGGCAGAACCACCAAGACCUGGAGGGAAACGACCGCUAUGAAGGCUUCUGUGUGGACAUGCUAAAGGAGCUGGCAGAUAUCCUCAAGUUCAAGUACCGCAUCAGGCUGGUGGGCGACGGACUGUACGGGGUUCCUGGGGCCAAUGGAACAUGGACCGGCAUGGUCGGAGAGCUCAUCUCAAGGAAAGCUGACCUGGCAGUCGCGGGCCUCACUAUCACAGCAGAGCGUGAAAAGGUCAUCGACUUCUCCAAGCCCUUCAUGACCCUCGGCAUCAGCAUCAUGUACCGUGUCCACCUGGGACGUAGGCCAGGCUACUUCUCCUUCCUGGAUCCCUUCUCCCCUGGUGUCUGGCUCUUCAUGCUUCUGGCCUACUUGGCUGUCAGCUGCGUCCUCUUUCUGGUGGCCAGAUUGACACCUUAUGAGUGGUACAACCCCCACCCCUGUCUAAAGGGUCGCUGUAACCUGCUGAUCAACCAGUAUUCACUUGGCAACAGUUUCUGGUUCCCUGUUGGAGGUUUUAUGCAGCAAGGAUCCACUAUUGCUCCCAGAGCUCUGUCCACACGUUGUGUCAGCGGAGUGUGGUGGGCCUUCACAUUAAUCAUCAUUUCAUCCUACACCGCCAACCUGGCUGCCUUCCUUACAGUCCAGAGGAUGGAGGUGCCGAUAGAGUCAGUAGACGACCUGGCAGAUCAGACGGCGAUAGAGUACGGCACCAUGCACGGAGGAUCCACAAUGACCUUCUUCCAGAACUCUCGCUACCAGACCUACCAGCGUAUGUGGAACUUCAUGCACUCAAAACAGCCCAGCGUGUUCGUGAAGAGCACGGAGGAGGGCAUCGCCCGUGUCCUCAACUCCAAUUACGCCUACUUGCUAGAGAGCACCAUGAACGAGUACUACCGCCAGAGGAACUGCAACCUGACUCAGAUUGGAGGACUGCUGGACACCAAGGGCUAUGGCAUCGGCAUGCCACUGGGUUCAGUGUACCGUGAUGAGUUUGACCUGGCCAUCCUGAAAAUGCAGGAGGACAAUCGUUUGGAAAUCCUCAAGAGGAAGUGGUGGGAUGGUGGCAAGUGUCCAAAGGAGGAGGACCACCGUGCCAAAGGUCUGGGCAUGGAGAACAUCGGCGGCAUCUUCGUGGUGCUGGUGUGUGGCCUGCUGGUGGCUAUCUUCAUGGCGGUGCUGGAGUUUGUCUGGAUGUUAAGACAGGCGCCAGGAAAUGAGCAGUCAGUGUGUGAGGAGAUGCUGCGGGAGCUCCAUGGGAUCGUGCUGUGUCGCGACAGCCUGCAGGUGAGGCGCCGGCGGGCGGCUUUGAUGCUGCGGCCGCGACCUUUGCCCCUGGAGGAGCGUCGGGCGCGAGCUGCCGCCGUCAGCCUCAGCAACGGCAAGCUGUGCGGGGGCACCGGACUGCCUGAACCCCUCUCCCACAGACUGGCACAGGAGGCUGCCCUAGUUGCGAGGGGGUGCAGCCACAUCCGCAUUUGCCCCGAGUGCCGGCGCUUCCAGGGACUGAGGAUGCGUCCCGCGGGGGCCACUGGGACCCUCCCCUCUCCUACGCACAGUGAGGAGAGCAUAGAGUGGGAUAAGACCACAAAUAGCAGUGAACCUGAAUAACGCCCAGUGAAUCUAACAGGACUGAUUUCCCAGCAGCCACCUCUCUUUCCAGGGAUCAAAGAUCACAUGGUAUUUUGAUUCAGCCAUUUGGAGCUUGAUCUUAAAGGGCAGAACAGUGCUGUGAACCUUGUUUUGCCCGAGAGGCAACAGCCAGUAGUCAGUUUUGGAGUCUCCUUGGGUGAUUUUUUUUCCUUGGUGAUAGGAGAAACUGAUGAGUCUGUCUCAUUGUGGUCUGUCCCUGUUGGCCCUCUGUACUGUGUCAGACAGGACGGACAAAAACAGCUACGGGGCAUUUGUACUAUGCAGUAUUUUCAGUCAUUUAUCAUUGUGCUGUUUCCUUUUUUUUCCCUUUUUAAAUUAUUUCUGUCCUCUGUUGGAUUAUCAGUACUGAAUAUUGUUAUUCUAUUGUUCUUAAAAAAAAACUUCAAACAAGUUACUUUUUUUAUCUGACAAUUUACUGUAUGAACGUAUAUUGCCUCUGAAGAGCUGCAAAGAUGAACAGACUAAUGCAAGGUCACCCUUCAAAUCCUUUUAUUUUGAAAGUGCCAAAAACCAUGAGUAUUAUCUUGUGGCUGAAGAAAGCACCACAGCCUUGAGAAGACAACAAACUCAACUGAACCUAGAAAACAAACAAACAAACAGAGACGUACAGACACACGGACUUCUUUUAUAGUAGUGAUAUUCUAUUAAAAAAAUGUUUUAACUGUUGGUAUCUCUGAAAGACAGCGAUGCAUGUCCAGAGGUGUUGGCAGAUGCUCAUCGAGUGAUUAAGUGCUAGAGUGGUGCUGAGUAGCUGGAAGAAUGAAAUGAUUUCCUGUUUUGAAUACCUGCUUAAAACCAUGGUGGCUACACAAACACAAAGACAUCCAUUCAUUUCCUCCCUCCUAUGUGUCUUGACAUUACUUUCUUCUCCAUCUGUCCCACAUCUUUGACACAUUUGUUGUCUCAUCACCUCCUUUUCACGAUAUCUCUCUUAAAAAUAUACAUACAGUCUCCUGUGCCGUAUACACUCUUUGUAAGAGAUGAGAGGUAUGUUCAAGAGUGAUUGAGCUUUCACAAGGACGUGCCAGAGCGUGAAUGAAACCCAGCUCCAACCCAACAGAUGUCCCUGGUAAAGCAAAAGUGCAUUUUUUUUUUAUCCGCAGUUGAUUUGAAUUCUUUUCAAAUGUCAAGGCAGUUCAAACUUUUUGACUGAAUGUGAUGUUUUACAACUGCUUAGAGGAGUUUUUUUAUUUCACAUUAGCCGAGAUGCUCUCUGACAUUUUCUACUUUUAUUUCUGCAAAAACCCAAACUAGUCUUAAAAUAUAUCUUCACCAGGGGCUGUAUUCACAAAGCCUCCUAGUGCUAAGAGUUCCUCUAAGUGACGAAAUUCUAAGAAAAUUCUUAGAGUCGUGAUGUUUUCUUAGAAUUUCAUCUUCGACCUUAAG